Messenger RNA from Orycteropus afer afer, 2100 nucleotides. NCBI's taxonomy places the organism in Eukaryota, Metazoa, Chordata, Mammalia, Tubulidentata, Orycteropodidae. The record is from RefSeq and is a predicted model, not a curated record.
AUGGAGCCCCUCUGUCCACUCCUGCUCGCUGGGUUUAGCUGGCCGCUUGCCAGAGCUGUCAAAGACAACCAGACCACUGCACCUGAUAGCAACAGGACUGCCACCCCAGGCCUUCCGGGCUCUGGCACCCCCCAGCCGCUGCUGGCCUGGCUGUUGCUGCCCCUGCUCCUCCUUGGGCUCCUCCUCUUGGCUGCCUACUUCUUCAGGUUCCGGAAGCAGCGGAAGGCGGUGGUCAACACCAGCGACAAGAAGAUGCCCAACGGGAUCCUUGAGGAGCAAGAGCAGCAGCGGGUGAUGCUGCUCAGCCGGUCCCCCUCGGGGCCCAAGAAGUACUUCCCCAUCCCUGUGGCUCAUCUGGAGGAGGAGAUCCGAGGGCGUUCGGCUGACGACUGUAAGCGCUUCCGGGAGGAGUUUAACUCGUUACCAUCGGGACACAUCCAAGGAACAUUUGAGAUGGCAAACAAGGAAGAAAACAGAGAAAAAAACAGAUACCCCAACAUCCUCCCAAACGAUCAUUCCAGAGUGGUUUUGAGCCAAGUGGAUGGGAUUCCCUGUUCGGACUAUGUGAACGCUUCGUACAUAGACGGUUACAAAGAAAAGAAUAAAUUCAUAGCAGCUCAAGGCCCUAAACAGGAAACAGUGAAUGACUUUUGGAGAAUGAUCUGGGAACAAAAGUCUGCAACCAUCGUCAUGUUGACUAACCUGAAAGAAAGGAAGGAGGAAAAGUGCCACCAGUACUGGCCUGACCAGGGCUGCUGGACGUACGGGAGCAUCCGUGUGUGUGUGGAGGACUGUGUGGUCCUAGUGGACUACACCAUCAGGAAGUUCUGCAUCCAGCCUCAGCUCCCCGACAGUUGCAAAGCCCCGCGGCUCGUCUCCCAGCUGCACUUCACCAGCUGGCCUGACUUCGGAGUGCCCUUCACCCCCAUCGGGAUGCUCAAGUUCCUGAAGAAAGUGAGGACACUCAACCCCACACACGCCGGGCCCAUCGUGGUCCACUGCAGUGCGGGUGUGGGCCGGACGGGCACCUUUAUUGUGAUCGACGCCAUGGUCGACAUGAUGUGUGCCGAGCAGAAGGUUGACGUCUUCGAAUUUGUGUCAAGAAUCCGCAACCAGCGUCCUCAGAUGGUCCAAACGGAUAUGCAGUACACGUUCAUCUACCAAGCCUUACUUGAGUACUACCUCUAUGGGGACACAGAGCUCGAUGUGUCCUCUCUGGAAAAGCACCUGCAGGGCCUGCAUGGCUCCAGCAGCCACUUCGACAAGCUGGGGCUGGAGGACGAGUUCCGGAAGCUGACGAAUGUCCGGAUCAUGAAAGAGAACAUGAGGACAGGCAACCUGCCGGCCAACAUGAAGAAGGCCAGGGUCAUCCAGAUCAUCCCGUAUGACUUCAAUCGCGUGAUCCUUUCCAUGAAACGGGGUCAGGAGUACACCGACUACAUCAACGCAUCCUUUAUAGACGGCUACCGACAGAAGGACUAUUUCAUCGCCACCCAGGGGCCGCUGGCACACACGGUGGAGGACUUCUGGAGGAUGAUCUGGGAGUGGAAAUGCCACACCAUCGUGAUGCUCACCGAGGUCCAGGAGCGCGAGCAGGACAAAUGCUACCAAUACUGGCCGGCAGAGGGCUCCGUUACUCAUGGCGAAAUAACCAUUGAGAUCAAGAGUGACACCCUGUCUGAGGCCAUCAGCGUGCGAGACUUCCUGGUCACCGUCAGCCAGCCGCUGGCCCGGCAGGAGGAGCAGAGCCGCGUGGUGCGUCAGUUCCACUUCCACGGCUGGCCCGAGGUGGGCAUCCCUGCAGAGGGCAAGGGCAUGAUCGAGCUCAUUGCAGCUGUCCAGAAGCAGCAGCAGCAGACAGGCAACCACCCCAUCACCGUGCACUGCAGUGCUGGCGCUGGGCGAACAGGUACCUUCAUCGCACUCAGCAACAUUCUGGAACGAGUGAAGGCUGAGGGACUCCUAGACGUGUUUCAAGCUGUGAAGAGCUUACGGCUUCAGCGGCCACACAUGGUGCAGACCCUGGAGCAGUAUGAAUUCUGCUACAAAGUGGUACAAGAUUUUAUUGAUAUAUUUUCUGAUUAUGCUAAUUUCAAAUGA